UGUGUGGUUUUGGCUCGGGAGAGGCACCCUCUUUUUGCUGCGGCCAACGCCCCGCUUGCAAACCAGCCCCCCCCGGGUCGCCCAGUCCCCCAACAUCGCGGUCGGCCUUCGCCAAGCCAGCCAGGCGGGCGGCCAGAAAGGAGGCGCGCGGGGGGGGGGGAGGACCAGUCCUUCCUACCGAUCUAAACUCUCCCCCCUAAAUCUGCUGUUAGCUGUCGGGGGGGAGGGGCUGUCCUGGAGGGGGCGGAGCGGGGCUCCCCUCUCCCCAGUCUCCCGCCUCCAGGCCGAGGAGGAGGAGCUGCCGCCGCCGCCCUUUGAAGCCAGCCGGGAUGUGAUGUCAGGAGCGGCGAAAGGGAGGGACGGAGAGGAAGGCAGGAGGAGGAGGAGGAGGAGCUGCGGCGGCGGCGGCGUGCAAAACAAGCGGAAGCCGAGACAGCGAAGCGCCUUCCUUCCCUUCUCCUCCCUCUCCUGCGAGGGGGGCGGCAGCGGCGGCCCGGCCGGGGCACAAGGGCAGCGCCUUCUCCGCCUCCCUCCCCCUCUCCGUCCCGCGAUGACGGCGUCGGUGUUCUUCGGCUGCGCCUUCAUCGCCUUCGGGCCAGCUCUGGCCCUUUUCUUGCUCACCGUCGUGGCGGAGCCGCUCCGCAUCAUCAUCCUCAUCGCGGGGGCCUUCUUCUGGCUGGUCUCGCUCCUGUUCUCCUCUCUGGUCUGGUUCAUCGCCGCCAAGGCCAGCGACCCGGCCGACGAGGUGCUGCAGAGGGGUCUCCUCAUCUUCGGCGUGGUCGUCUCCGUGCUCCUGCAAGAGGCUUUCCGCUUCCUCUACUACAAGCUGCUCAGGAAGGCGAUUCAAGGGCUGCUGGCUCUUAGUGACGACGGCUGUUCUCCCAUCUCCAUCCAGCAGAUGGCAUACGUGGCUGGCUUGGGCUUUGGGCUGAUGAGCGGGGCCUUCUCCAUGAUCAACCUGCUGGCUGACGCUCUGGGGCCAGGCACUGUGGGCAUCCAUGGGGACUCUCAGCUCUACUUCCUGACUUCAGCCUUCAUGACCCUGGUGCUCAUCCUGCUGCACACCUUCUGGGGGAUCGUCUUCUUCCACGGUUGUGAGACCCGGCGGUGGUGGGAGGUUGGUGCUGUUGUGCUUACGCACCUCAUCGUCUCUGGCCUAACGUUCUGGAAUCCCUUCUACCUGGGCAGCCUCCUCCCUGCCUACCUGCUCAUGGCAGGUGCCGCUGCCUGGGCCUACGGUGUCUCCGGGGGCUCCAAAGAGAACCUGCGUCACUUUCUUCUGUGCUUGCGGAGCGGGACAGCACCCUCGCCUGGAUCCUGAGCCCCUGUGGAGCUUCACUCUGGCCUGUGUUUUGGAACCACUUGCUGGGGUGUUGGGGGGGCAGGGGGGGAUGUUCUGCUGUGCCUUCAGGAUUGUUUCUGGCCGAAGGAAGGGGCCAAGCCGGUUGGACCUGGGGGUGGAGGAGCAACUGGACCUGUGCCCCAGAAACCACUCUUGGGGAACACGGUUGAAGAACCUCCCAGGCGCCCAUUCUCCAGCCUUCCGGAAUCCUAUUCUUUGGAAGCCAAGUAUGGCGGUGGGUGGCCCCACCCUCCAGGGGGAGGGAUUCGGGGAGUUACUAGCAGACACUGGCUUGGGGUGGCUGAGCGUCUCUUGUGCGCAUAUGCGCAACAGCGGAAAGGGCCAGCCUGGAGUGCCACAUGGGUGGGUGGGUGUCAUUGGCGCAGGAACCGGGGGGGGAAUGUGGCCUUCCCAUCUGGCAUUUGACUGCACAUUGUUCCCAAUAAAGAGAGACUGGACAAGGUCCCCAGCAUGUGA
Molecule: messenger RNA, 1819 nt
Organism: Rhineura floridana
Lineage: Eukaryota; Metazoa; Chordata; Lepidosauria; Squamata; Rhineuridae
Product: gamma-secretase subunit Aph-1b-like
Exons: 7
Coding region: 335-1321 (328 amino acids)
Biological process (GO): positive regulation of catalytic activity; protein processing; Notch receptor processing
Cellular component (GO): endoplasmic reticulum; membrane; gamma-secretase complex
Molecular function (GO): protein-macromolecule adaptor activity
Source: RefSeq, a predicted model, not a curated record